Puntigrus tetrazona (Sumatra barb) is the source of this 4273-nucleotide messenger RNA. RefSeq names its product glutamate receptor ionotropic, delta-1-like. Gene Ontology annotation, molecular function: transmitter-gated monoatomic ion channel activity involved in regulation of postsynaptic membrane potential; glutamate-gated receptor activity. Bases 133 to 2478 code for a protein of 781 amino acids. The record is from RefSeq and is a predicted model, not a curated record. The transcript has 13 exons. Gene Ontology annotation, biological process: synaptic transmission, glutamatergic; modulation of chemical synaptic transmission; monoatomic ion transport. NCBI's taxonomy places the organism in Eukaryota, Metazoa, Chordata, Actinopteri, Cypriniformes, Cyprinidae. Gene Ontology annotation, cellular component: plasma membrane; postsynaptic membrane.
AUUUACUCCUGCCACAAAAAGCUUACAUUGAUUUAUUUUAUAUUUGUGUCUCUAUAGGCUGUGGAAACUAACCUGGCCUCUAAAGACAGUCACUGGGUGUUUGUGAAUGAGGAGAUCAGUGAUACUGAGAUUAUGGAGCUAGCCCACAGUUCCUUGGGAAGGAUGACGGUCGUCAGGCAGAUUUUCCCUCUGUGGAAGGACAGCAGUGUGAGCUGUAUGAGGAACAACCACCGCAUCUCCUCAUUGCUCUGUGACCCUCAGGAGGGCUACCUGCAGUCGCUGGAGGUGUCCAAUUUGUACCUUUAUGAUAGUGUGUUGAUGCUGGCUAAUGCAUUCUACCGGAAAUUAGAAGAUCGGAAGUGGCACAGUAUGGCCAGCCUCAACUGCAUCAGGAAGUCAACCAAGCCCUGGAACGGAGGCUGGUCCAUGCUGGAAACGAUCCAAAAGGGCCGUAUAACUGGUCUCACCGGAAUUAUGGACUUCAUGGACAAUGGAUCAAAUUCCCAUGUUCAGUUUGAGAUUUUGGGGACCAGCUUCAGCGAAACGUUUGGAAAAGACAUAAAGCGAUUAGCUACAUGGGAUUCUGUCCAUGGCCUGAAUGGAAGUCUAAAGGAGAGCCGCAUUGAGAAUGGCAUGCAAGGGGUUACCGUUAAAGUUGUGACGUUGUUGGAGGAUCCAUUUGUGAUGGUGGCAGAGAACAUCCUCGGACAGCCCAAAAGAUAUAAAGGGUUUUCAAUUGAUGUCCUGGAUGCCUUGGCCAAGAUCCUAGGAUUCAAGUACGAUAUCUACCAGGUGGCAGACAGCAAAUAUGGCUCUCAGCUGUCCAAUGGCUCUUGGAAUGGCAUGAUUGGGGAACUCAUAAACAAGAGAGCCGAUUUGGCAGUGUCUGCCAUAACUAUAACACCAGAGCGAGAGAACGUUGUGGACUUCAGCAAGCGCUACAUGGACUACUCUGUAGGGAUACUACAUCGAAAACCUGAGGAAAAGAUCAACAUUUUUUCGUUGUUUGCCCCUUUUGACUUGGCUGUGUGGGCCUGUAUCGCAGCUGCCAUUCCAGUGGUGGGCGUUCUUAUCUUCCUGCUGACACGGAUGCAGAUGCUCCGCUCCCAGAAUCCUCCAGGAGCCCAUCACACUUCAUCCAUGUCUAACUCAUUGCAUAGUGCUAUAUGGAUUGUCUAUGGAGCCUUUGUACAACAAGGUGGAGAUUCGGUGGUGGGGUCUGUGGCAUUGAGGAUAGUCAUGGGCAGUUGGUGGUUGUUCACAUUGAUUGUGUGUUCCUCUUACACUGCUAACCUGGCUGCAUUCCUAACUGUGUCCCGCAUGGACAACACUAUAAGAACGUUUCAGGAUCUUGCAAGACAGAUGGACUAUGCCUACGGCACUGUUAGAGACUCAGCAGUGUAUGAUUACUUCAGAGCCAAAGGUACAAACCCACUGGAGCAGGACAGCACAUAUGCAGAGCUGUGGAGGACAAUCAGCAAAAACAAUGGACAGGAUUUCUCAGUUUCUAGCCCUUCUGAAGGCAUACGCAAGGCCAAAAAAGGACCUUACGCAUUUCUGUGGGACAUGGCCGUGGUGGAGUAUGCAGCACUGACUGAUGACGACUGCACCAUUACUGUAGCUGGCAACAGCAUGAGCAGCAAAGGCUACGGCAUCGCCAUGCAGCAUGGGAGUCCUUAUCGAGACCUCAUCUCCCAAAAGAUUCUGGAGUUGCAGGAGAAAGGAGACCUGGAUGUCUUAAAACAGAAGUGGUGGCCUCGGACUGGCCGUUGUGACCUCAACAGCCACAGUAAUGUCCAACCUGAUGGUCGGUCGCUCAAGCUCCAUAGCUUCGCCGGCGUUUUCUGCAUCCUAGCAGCGGGGCUCCUGUUGGCCUGUCUGGUGGCCGCCCUGGAAAUGUGGUGGAACAGCAAUCGCUGCCGGCAAGAGCAGCCCAAAGAGGUUACUAAGGAUUACAGACUGGCAAGGGUUUCUGGUCCAUUGACAUAUAAUGAUAUUGCUACUGCUUCAUCGGAGGGGAGCAAGGACAUUUGGACAGACAGAGAAAGAGACUGGGAUGAAGCAGAAGCUAUUGACACAGGACAAGGAGGUGAACCUGGAACAGGUGCAUCGGCGUAUGAACAGUCUUAUGGACGAGGACAUGGCACACAAGCAGAUCCCCGCACCAUCUAUCGAGAUCUCUGCCCUGGACAUCGGCAGCAUGCCGCCCAGCCAGCAGCGGGAGGCUGUGCGAGACUACCCGGGCACGGGCCUGUCUGUGAGCACCUUCCUCCCGGAGCAAGCUCAUGGGGUGGGCCGGACGCUGGCCCAGGGUCCUGGCAGCACCCUACCCCUUCCUCUCAGCAGCUCCACCAUGCCCUCCAUCCAAUGCAAACACAGGGCUCCCAACGGGGGCCUGUUCCGACAGAGUCCCGCCAAGACGCCCAUGCCAAUGUCCUACCAGUCAGUACCAGGAGGACCCAUCCCAGAAGCUAUUGAGCAUAGUACAUCCAUCUAAGUCCAUCGUCACCAUGGGCUGCCUCACACUUGCUUUUCAAAGGAAGAAAGCCGAGGUGCAGUUGGAGCUUUGGAAACUGUGGCAGUGUAAAAAGAAGGGUGGGGGGAAGUACGCAGAGAUUUUUAUUAUGAAAAAAAAAAGAAAACAUGAGAAAUCAUUUUUUCUUGUACAUAUUUGUAAAUACUGAAAGAGCAAAGUAAGUAAAAGUGUAUUUUGAAUAUUCUCAAUUUUUGAAGUUGAGUUACAAAAACAAAUGAACAACAAAAAAGGACAUAUAAAAAUAAUUCAAAACGACUGUUUGAAUGGCUUUGUGAAUUUUGUUCUCUAUGGGUAAAGACUCAAAUUCAUUGUGAUUGUUUUCUAAGUGCCGAAAUAAAAGAUGUCUCUCCACGUUUUGUUACUAGAUGAUCAUACACGGCUGUAGGAACCCAAAAGUUGAGCGCUGAUAAUUAUGCACCCCUUUUACUGUCAUAAACCUUCUUCGACCUGCAAACAGUGAGGCAAUUUUAAUUCUGCUUCCUUCUCUGAUUUUGGUUGUUGAUUACUGAUUCAGAUUUAUGUGCUUGCGUCAAGUUGAUGUUGUUUAUGGGUUUAAUGAAUAAGCAAAGGCUAACCAUUCAAAAUAGUAUAGUAGUGACUCGUCAGACAAGCUAAAACUUUGCGGUCAUGGCAACAGCACUGAAGAAAAUUUGUUUGUUUUGUUUUGUCUUUUUGUUGUGUUUUGUCUUCUUGUUUUGUUUUGACUGUGCUUUUCAGACUAUUUUGAGACUAUCAAUCCGUGAGCACAACCAGCCCAGAGAGAACAAUUAUAUUCCAUAAAUAUAACAGCGUCAUUUUAAUUUGUUGCACAUCAAGGACAUUUUACACCAGUUCAUGCUGUCAUUUGUAAAGAGCUGUAUUAUCAUUGCUUUUCUGAUAUUCUGCCAAAACCCUUUUUCUUUUUUGUACAACAGUACAACACCUCACACAGAGUAUAUAGACAAAAAAAACUUGUAUAUGAAAUGAUUUUCAUAAUUUACAUGUUGUGAUAUCUUUUUUCCUAAUGAGUCGCAAGGGAAUUCGUGAUUGGUGUAAAUGAAGCCAUGUUGGUACGCCCACAACUGUACAAACAUCUCUUGCAGGCAAUUCUAAAUAGUCCAAACACACAUAUGAAUUAUUUUUUACUGUACAAUUAAACUUUUACAUUUCUUUUUACAUGCUGUUUUGUAAUCGUUUUUCAGGAGGUUCGGACCAAUUAUGAAUCUCAGCCGUGUUAUGUUUGUGACCUAAACCAGAACAACCUUAUACACUUACUCCAUUUACAGCUACCUGUGUGUAUUGUCCUGUUGCCAUUCCACAGACCCUCUGAAAUUCGCCAUUCAUCAGAUUAUAAAGAAAAAGACAUUUGUCAGCGUGGAGCACAUAGACCAGUUUCCGAGAAGAUUUCACCCUGCACAUGCUUGUCAGUCAUAACUCAAGGUUGUAUCCUGUAUAUUUUGUACAAGUCCAAGUAGUUACUAAUGUGAACCAAAGUGAUAUAUUACACUGUGUAACACAACCUGUGGCUUUGAGAUGCCGACAGUGGUGGUAAGGAUGUGUAAUUUGUAGGGUUAAGUGUCUUCACUGCCUUACACUUGUGCCCCUUUGAUUUCAGAUAAAAAACAUCCAAUAUUCCAUGAAAUAUAACAGUAUCAUAGCAUAGUCUGUAACAUUACAUCUAAGGGAGACUCUUAUUUUAUUUAUGAAUAUGCUGCUUGGAGUUUCUUAAUCUUUAAUAAAGAAAUAUGGUUUACAUUG